AUGCAAGUUCCCUCUCGAGAUGAACGCGCCCCCAGUAACCAUGGCCGUGUCGCAAGCGGCGAUGACAGACGACGGGUCGCUCUUGCCCGGCGCACAACACGAGGGCCUCUCGACGAUGACAUGCCCGUCGACGACCCUCUGUCAGCCAGCACACCAACCGGCAGCCUGCCAUCACGCACCGUGACCCCAGCUCGCGUCGCUCCCCCGCUUGCCCCGCAUCCUCGCCAUGGGUCCAGUGGCCGUGUCAUCGAGGAUAUGCCCCCCAAGGACUUCAGCUUCCUCCAAGAUGCCGCUGCCUACCACGUCCUUCCCGUAACCAACCUCCCGCCCGCCUUUCUCAAUGCACCUCACACGCCCCCCAUCUCCUCGCCCGUUGACAGCCUCCUGCUCUCGGGCCACUAUCGCCUAGCUGCCAUUGCCGCCGCACGCAACAUCGUCACCGCAGCCUCGCCUGGCGACUACGAAACACUCCUCCACCUCGUCCAUGUCCGUCUGGCAUGUCUCUGUCUCCUCCACGAACACCAACUAGCGGCCCAAGAGAGCAAAGUGCUCGGCGACUUGAACAGCGCCUUCUGGAGACACCCCCUGACGAAUGCGCAUCUCGUGCCAUGGCACCUGCGCCUCCUCGUUGUGCGUCUCUCUGCACUGGGCUAUGGCGAAUGGCGCAAGGGCAUCAUGGGAUACUAUGAGCUCGCCCGCGAAUGCAGAGAGAACAUCAUCAAAGCCACGACAGAAGAAGACAAGAAGCUCUGGCGAGCUCGGCUCCGUGACUGCGGGAUACGUGUUGCAAAUGUACUCGUGGAGAUGGGAGACCUUGAAGGCGCUGGACGACACCUAAGCACACUGGCCAGCUCCCAAGAGACUGCCAACACGACCGAGGCAAGAGAGAUAUUGCUCAUGGAAACGCUCGUCUGGCUGCGCGUCGGCGACAUCCAGGCAGCCCGUCGCUGCCUUUCCCAAGCGACGUCACAAUCCCCCGACGAACUCAUCGACGGCACGCUACAGGCGCUCGUCCAGCUCGCAGAGUCUAAUUACGAGGCCGCCGCCUCUUCGUUCCGUCAGCUGCACGAAAAGAUACCCGAGGAUGCCAUGGUGGCGCAGAACCUCGCAGUCUGCUUACUGUACACUGGACAUAUACAGGAGGCCAGAGACUUGUUGAGUACUUUGGUCGCCGAAAGCCCGCCCUUUCACUCUCUCGUACUCAACCUAUCUACCGUAUACGAGCUAUGCACGGAGAGGAGCAGGGAGAAGAAGGUGGCGUUGGCGGAAAGUCUGGCUCGUCGGAAUGAUGGAGGGGGGGUGGGUUGGGAAGUCAGCAACUCAGAGUUUAAAUUGUAG
Molecule: messenger RNA, 1338 nt
Organism: Plenodomus lingam JN3
Lineage: Eukaryota; Fungi; Ascomycota; Dothideomycetes; Pleosporales; Leptosphaeriaceae
Cellular component (GO): TRAPP complex; Golgi apparatus
Molecular function (GO): protein binding
Source: RefSeq, a predicted model, not a curated record